This is a messenger RNA of Armigeres subalbatus, 1549 nucleotides long. RefSeq lists its product as uncharacterized. The transcript is spliced from 2 exons. The record is from RefSeq and is a predicted model, not a curated record. NCBI's taxonomy places the organism in Eukaryota, Metazoa, Arthropoda, Insecta, Diptera, Culicidae. The coding region runs from base 89 to 1540 and encodes 483 amino acids.
UUGCAUAUUACGAAAGAAUCUCCCGUUUCCUAGUCCGUUGCCGUCUUUUAAAAAGUGUAAAAAGUUCGUUUUCAGUAAAGUUUUAAAAAUGUCGCGGUGGUCGGAGGAUAAGUCGCUGGUCUUCGUGCAGCACUAUGAGAAGUAUAGGUCCUUGUGGGAUCCAUCAUAUAAGGAUUACCGGAACCGGGACAUCCGGAACCAAGCCAUAAAGUUGUUAUCAACGGAUAUGGAAUGCUCCGGAAUAACGAUGACGACCGACGAUGUGAAGAAUCGUAUCAAAUCCAUCAGGACCACUUAUGCAGCAGAGAAAAGGAAGAUUGAGAAAUCGAAGAAGUCAGGCUCGUCGUCGGACGACAUAUAUCAGCCGUCAUGCAGUUGGUACGAGGUUGCUGACCGGUUCCUGCGAAAGUCAGCAACCAUCAGACCAGUGUUCGAAAAUCUGGAUUUGAAUUCUCAAAUUUCCUCGCCGAUGAUGAGUACCAGUUAUCAGGAUCAUAUUGAUUCUGGCCCAGAAGAAAAUGAGGGUAAUUGCAGCACACAAAAUCAAACAGGAUAUGUGUCGUCGAAAAUUAAUAAUAAGAAAAAGCGUAGACAGAAUCCAACCAUCGAAGCUGUGAACAAACUGGAGAAAAUUUAUGAAUCAAGUCGGACAGAUCUAACAGAGGACGAGUACGAUAUAUUCGGAAAAUACAUCGCCGCGAAUCUUCGAAAGCUGAGUGUGCUACGUGCCUUGGAUGCGCAGGAAAAGAUCAAUGCAAUACUAUUGAAUGCAAGAAAACUGGAACUAACAACGCCUUCAAGCAUGAACCAAACAACCAGAAGAAAGGAUAGAUUCUCUUUUGAUUGCAGCGGAGUACUGAACGAUCAUGCUGCACCUCUUUAUGAAACGCAACCGAGCACCCAGUCGAGCAUAGUAUUAAACGACCAUUCUGCUCCUCUUUAUGAAACGCAACCGAACACCCAGUCGAGCAAAGUAUUGACCGAUCAUGCUGUUGUUCUUUAUGGAACGCAACAGAACAUCCAGUCGAGCAAAGCAAUUCAGGAUCAUGCUGCUAUUUAUGGAACGCAAUCGAGCAAACCAGGUACAUCUGCAUGUACGCGUGUACAUAAAUCGAAUCUUUGCGGCUCGGCCAGUUCAAGAAGUACGCCACCAAACAUACUGACGCAACGUAAAAUAAGUACACCCGUAUUCGCGAGUACGAAAUCUUCACCUCGAACAGCUGUAUAUGGCGGAAAAACACUGGAUCAUAUUACUGGUCACGGCAACGUGCGUAAAAGCGAACAACCAAGUUAUCAAAACUCAUCCGAUAAACCAUCGUAUAGAAAGCAAACAGAUAUGGACCCGGUAAAAUUCGUUUACAAAGUAAAGGCAACAAAUGUCAACUCAAAGCAUGAAGUGAUUAAUUCAGUCGGCGAUAUAGUAGAAUUAAACGACGAUAUUCAGGAUAAUGAUGCUACUGAUUGGUUGGAUAAUUCAUUUGGCGCUGAGGAUUACGGUCUAGUGGACGAAAGCUCGAUGAUCAGCGAAGAUAUGUGUUGAUAAAAUGUG